Molecule: messenger RNA, 3990 nt
Organism: Ceratitis capitata (Mediterranean fruit fly)
Lineage: Eukaryota; Metazoa; Arthropoda; Insecta; Diptera; Tephritidae
Gene: morula
Product: anaphase-promoting complex subunit 2
Exons: 7
Coding region: 39-2222 (727 amino acids)
Biological process (GO): ubiquitin-dependent protein catabolic process
Cellular component (GO): anaphase-promoting complex
Molecular function (GO): ubiquitin protein ligase binding
Source: RefSeq, a predicted model, not a curated record
UAUACAAAGUUUAAAAGUAUUUGAAAAUAUGUGCUGAAAUGGUUGAUAUAGAUAAUUUAUGGAUAGAAUUAUCAAGGAAUUUUCCUGUCUUGAGUGGAAGCGUUUGUUUCGUGGAGACGGACAGUGGAAACUUUCAGAAAUUGCGCGAAGAUGUGAUAAGACUGGGACUAAGCGAGAGUGUUUCUGAAAUAUUAUGGAGUGAAUUUCAAUCUGCCAUUCGAGAUAAGGUUGUUCCUUUGUUCUGGUCAAAUUUUCCAGUUCGAGUUGAUACUUCCAAAUGCGACUUCGAAUUGCGAUAUCAAUUAUUUCUUCGAUUUGCUGCUGCGGUGGAGAAUUUGUAUAAAACCUUCAAUUGUCUAAAGCUGCUAUUGAACCGAUUAAACAAACUGUCUCUUAUUCCAAAUAAAAAAUGGAAUUUAAAUUCUACAUUAUUGGAAGCAUUAUUGGGCCAGAUGCCAACAGGAUUUAAUGAGGCGGUACUAGCUUUUUAUUAUGUGGCAUUCCAGAUUCACUUGCAGUUGCAUUCCAAAAAUGCUAGAGUUCUUCUAGAUGCAGAUGUGAUUCUAAAAAAAGCAGAGUGCCAUGUUUGCAACAAAAAAAUAAAUUCUUGUGAAUGUCUGAGUUUGGAAAGUACGGUAAAUAAAGUAAAUACAGCUCUCCGAGAAAUGGAACUUCUAGAUGGUAUUGCAGGUCAGAGCUUAACAUCUCUUGUUCAGAAAUGUAUUCAAGAACAUAUUAAGGAAACUUGUCAUGGAAUAUUUGAUAGAAGCUUCCUGCGCCAACUGGAAAAUUGGCUGGAUGAAACUGUAAUCAGUUGGCUUAGGAAGGUUUUCAGUCCCACAUGCCUAAACACAUCGGUCAAUGACGCGGAGACAACUAAUAUUGUAAAAGGAUUCAAAGUGAAAUUAACAUAUUUUUUAUAUGAAAAUGUAGCACUUAGUAUUAUUGAGCAAUUUUUCAGUAUAAUUAUUGAUUUUCCUGAAUCUAUUCCUGCUAUAAAUGAUUUAAAAAUUUGUAUGGAAAAGAUAGAUAUGAGAAAACACUUUAUUCAAACUCUCUCAAAUACCCUUAAAAUUCGAGUUCUACAUCCGGGCGUAAAUACAAUGGAUAUUUUAACAGGCUAUAUUGCUGCUAUUAAAGCAAUUCGGUAUCUUGAUAAUAGUGGGAUUAUAUUGGAGACUGUAACGGCUCCAAUUAGAGAGUACCUUUGCAAACGGAGUGAUACAGUUCGUCGAGUAGUGACAGGUCUAACUGAAGAAGGUCCUACUGAUUUAACAGAGGAGCUUGCUAAAGGAGAAACUGUAAAAGACAAUGAUAAAAUUGAUGGCAAUGAAGAGUUAAAUAAUUGGGAAAAUUGGUUGCCAGACUCAUUUGGUAUUGAUCAAUCAGCGCGCGUGCAGCUUACAAAUAUUAACCGGUCAGCAGAUAUAAUUUCUAUGGUAGUCGAUAUAUACGGAAGUAAGGAAUUGUUUAUGAAUGAAUAUCGCAACUUAAUGGCAGAUCGUUUACUGACAUCUUUGGAUUUCAAUGCUGAUAAGGAAAUUCGAAACUUGGAAUUACUUAAGCUUAGAUUCGGUGAGUCUCUACUUCAUAGUUGUGAAGUUAUGCUGAAGGAUAUAACAGACUCAAAACGUAUUAACUCCCAUAUCGCUAGUGACUCCAAAUUCAACGAAAAUAAAAUGUUUGAUAUAUCAACAUUUAUAAUAUCUGCACAAUUUUGGCCGUCAUUCAAUAAGGAAAGCUUAGAACUACCUGAGGAAAUUGCCAAUGAAUUCGACAAAUAUACUAAAGCUUAUGAAGCAUAUAAAGGCAACAGGACAUUAAAUUGGCGACCAGUAACCGGCCGAGUUAGUAUAGUUAUUGAAAUAGGAGAACGAAUCAUUGAAAUGGCAGUAGCACCAACCCAGGCAAUCAUAUUGUAUCACUUUCAGAGCAAAGUGAAGUGCUUGAGGCGACCGUUGUUUCAACUUGAUGAAAAUGUUCUUUUUCUUCCGGAAUCCUACAACUCGUUAAAAGAUUCAACUAUUGAAACAAUAAAUAAUAAUUCAUUUCAUAUCGAAUUGAUUAAACCUGGUGAAAUUUUUUUUUACCAAAUGUAUCCGUGUAAUUUUUAUGAAAAGAUAUAUGUUCGGAAGAGGAGUUUAGACAAGCAUAUUAUUUACAAUGAAACAAUGAGUUUAAAAAAAAAACAAAUUUUUGUGAGCAAUGUAAAGUUCAAGUGAGAGAAAGUGUAUGGGCAGCACACUUGAGAACAAACAUACAUAAAAAAAUUGUAUGUAUAGUGUAAAUAGUAAUGUUAAAUGUAUUAAUGCUAUGUUUAAUAAUCGUAUUGAAACAUUCGCUUUGAAAAAGGAUCAGCCCAAUGAUUUAGUUGUUGAACAUUUUUUUGAAAAACAUCUAAAUGAAUUAUCUGAACUUUUACAGAAAUCUUUAGAAAAGCAUGAAAGCAUCAAAUUUAACUUUGAGUUAUUUUGUAAAUACAUUCAAAUAAAAGAAAAUAUUGAAGAAUUUGCUAUAUUGUCACACCAAACAUUAAUGACUGUAGCGUUUAUGGAGAACAGCAAUGUUGUUCAUAUAAUUAAAAGUUUAGUUGAUUGAAAAAAUGAAUACAUUUAAAGAGCGAGAUAGUGGUUGGAGUCUAAGUGAUAUUAUUCAUCUAGAAGUAAACAUGAAACCAAUUAGAGGCUCAUUAUAUACACCACUACCAAAAAUAAUUGCAGAUAAAAAAGCAUGUAUUAAUAUUGUUAAUAAUGAUUUAUAUCGCUUUAAGUGGGCCAUAAUUUCAUCUCUUUACCACCCCUCAAAAACAGAGAAAGAUGUUCUUCAUAUAACAUUAAAAAUAUCGAAAAUUCUAUAAUAACUUUAAAUAAUGGUAAAGUAGUAAAUUUUGAAAAUUUGAAUUUCCCAUUACAAAUAAAAGAUAUUGUAAUAUUUGAAUCAAAUAAUCCAAAUAUAAGUGUAAAUGUGUUUGGGAUAGAGGAGAAUUUGAUAGUAGGCCUCUUUUAUUUAACAAAAGAAGAAAAAUAGAAUCACGCUGAUCUCAUUUCUUUACACAGCGAUAUUUUCAAUGAGAGCCAUAAUGUUUGGAUAAAAAGUUUAAAUAAAUUACUCGGAUCUCUAGUUACAAGACAUGUGAAAAAAUAUAUUUUUGUAAUAUGUGUCUAAUACAUUUUUAUAAGGAAGAAGAGUUAUUCAUUCAUAAAAUGCGUAACCCUGAAAAAUGAAUAUUAAAAUUUGAAAAUUUUAAAAAACAAUUAAAUGUACCAUUUACUAUAUAUGCAGAUUUCGAAUGUAUUCUUAAGCCUAAAUAUAUACAAGAACACAUUCCUUAUGCCUAUUGUUAUUUUAUUAAGUGUUUAUAUAAUAAACAACUGAAACUAGUACAAGAUUGGGAAAAUACUAAUAUUGGGAGAAGCGGAAGGUAGAAUAAGGUGCUAGAGCCUUAAUAGCAAAACCAAAUUUCCAUAGUCUAACCAAACUUUCUGAUAACUUAAUAGCGAUUCAAAUGAAAUAAGUGUCAGUUCUGUACAAUAAGCCAAUAUAUAUUGGUUUUACCGUUUUACUUUCUAAAUUUAAGAAAAAUAAUAUUGCUUUGAAUUAUAUGGAUACUGAUUCAUUCAUAUAUGAUAUUCAAACUGACGACUUUUAUAAUGAUAUUCGUGUUGACAUUUCAUAUCCAAUAGAAAAUAUUUUUAACUUUCCUAGCUAACUGAGAGAAUUAAGGGUAUUAAAAAGUGUGUUAGAUACUUCUACAUUGAGUUUAAGUGGUUUCAGAAAAUGUCUGUUGGAAAAUAAAAUUUAUACUGCUUCUAUGUAUACAUUUAGAUCUAAAUUUCACACAAUAUAUACUCAAAAUAUUUAUAAAGUAGCUCUAAGCAAUCUAGAUGAUAAGCGAAUUGUACGAGAAAAUCAUAUGGAUACAUAUGCUUAUAGUCAUAGUAGUACUUAGUUUUUAUAAUAUAAAAAAAUAAAAAAUAAUUAAACAAUUUA